CACACACACACACACACACACACACGCAUACACACACACAUACACACAGAAAAUUGUAUUUAUUUUGGGAGGGACCAAGAGGGUGCCUGGCAGAGCCGGGUGGGGGGGGGGAAUGCGAGAGCAAGGACGCGGCUGCGGGCUGGCUGCGCGAGGUGUGAGUGUGAGUGUGUGUAUGUGUGAGUGAGUGUGUGUGUGCGUGCGCGCUCGUGUGCCGGCUCGGCACCUCCAUUCAUCGCCGCCCCCUCCCCUGGCGUCCCCUCCCCCGCCGGCCUCCGCGCUUGGCUGCGAGCGAGCGAGUGAGCGGAGGCGCCUCCGGACCGACCGACCGACCUACCGACCGACCGACGGACUGACGGAGCCCAGGAGCCAGCGGGGCAGCGGCGGCGGCCCCCGGCGAGCGAGAGGUCCUGUGAUUACAUGAAUGUGGAGAGCUCUCAGUGUGGAAACUUCCUCCUCUGAUUCCCAUGUGAAGCUCAUCUGUAUUCUGCAGGCCUAAACACUUGUCCAGGGUGCAGAAAGAUUGUCACUUGAAAGGCCUUGGAGAGGAUGUGGAAUUGGAGUAGGAAGACCCGCCUCUGACACUUAGUGGCUACACGACCUUGGGAAAGAGGCUCACUUAACCUCUGGAGAAGAUGCCGUUCCAUCAUGUGACAGCCGGCUUAUUGUAUAAGGGGAAUUACCUGAAUCGGUCCCUCUCUGCAGGCAGUGACAGUGAGCAGCUUGCUAACAUCUCAGUGGAAGAAUUGGACGAAAUCCGUGAGGCCUUUCGGGUUCUGGACCGGGAUGGGAAUGGCUUCAUCUCCAAGCAGGAGUUGGGCAUGGCCAUGCGCUCUCUGGGCUACAUGCCCAGUGAGGUGGAGCUGGCCAUCAUUAUGCAACGCCUGGACAUGGAUGGGGAUGGCCAGGUGGAUUUUGAUGAAUUCAUGACAAUCCUGGGCCCCAAGCUGGUGUCAUCAGAAGGUCGAGAUGGUUUUCUUGGGAACACGAUAGAUAGUAUAUUCUGGCAGUUUGACAUGCAAAGGAUAACUCUGGAAGAGCUAAAGCAUAUCCUGUACCAUGCAUUCCGGGAUCAUCUCACGAUGAAAGACAUUGAAAACAUUAUUAUCAACGAAGAAGAGAGCCUGAAUGAGAACUCAGGAAACUGCCAGACAGAGUUUGAAGGAGUGCAUUCCCAAAAGCAGAACAGACAGACCUGCGUCAGGAAGAGCUUAAUAUGCGCCUUUGCCAUGGCCUUCAUUAUCAGUGUCAUGUUGAUCGCGGCCAAUCAGAUUCUCCGCAGUGGCAUGGAGUAGUAAGUAGUCUUUCACCCGACACUGUGAACCAAACUCGCCAUGCAUGUGCAUGCCCGGUGGGCAGACUUUUUUCCUCCAUGAAACCGGAAAGGGAACGUGGUGGACACCAAGACGCUUUCGGCAAAGGGAACCCGAGGCCGGCAGGACGACCCGUCUUAAGAACCAGCUCCAUCUUCUUGUCAGGGACACCAAAGGGCUGUCUUCAAUGCUUUAAUAGUUUUGUUUCCUAAUGCAAUAAAAUUUAAAAAAAUAACAUAAAAACCCGGGGAGUUCUGAAUUCUUGCUUCAGCCAUCAAUAGGAACUCUGAGGAGAAGCUUCAUUUCCAUCCGGGACCGACGUGUGGUGGUCUACGCUGGGAGUCGGAAAGAGAGAGAGAGAGACAGAUCAGAGACUGAGAACGAGCUGCAGCUACUACUGGCCAACUCCAUACAUCCAACCCAAAGCUUGGCCAACAGCAGACUCUUCCUGGGGGUGGGCCUAUUUUGGCUCCACCGAAGCUGACGUUGGUGUAUCUGCAAAGAAGACCACCAUUUCAUCUCCCUCAGCUUACUCCGUCCACCCCCAACGGAGCCCCUGCGACGUGAGGGCAAAGCCAUUGUACAGGAUCAUGGUUUUCAAGUGGUACCACACCUUAUUGGUGUGCGUGUGUGUUUGCGUGCUAUUCCUACUUUUUUUUUCACUGCCUUGGACACAGGACUUUUUUUUUUUUGGCAGAAUUGAGGGCUGGGGAGGAGGGCUUUGGGUCUCCAUUUGCAGUUUUCUUUCUGUCCCCGGCGCAGAUAGGGGAAGCUCCUUUUAUGCACCAGCAUCUUGGAAUCUGCAUAGAGCCUUUUUCCCAAACUUGCCUCCUGUGCAGCCAUUAGAGAGAGAAAGAAAAAAAGGAAAUAUAUGUGUAUAUGUAUAAAUAUAUAGGUAUAUUUGGCUUCCUUAUGUAUGUGCCCAACUGUGCCAUUGUCCAUUCUAAAUUUUUUGUUUCUGCUAUAAAUCGGUCCCUUAGCAAUGCAAUUAUUAUUAUUGUAUUAUUAUUAUUAUUAUUGUUAUUCUUUUUUACUGGGGUAGAUGGAAUAUUUUAAGACCUCCAACUAUGUGUUAUCUUUGGUGAUGGAGAUAAAGAAUGAGCAAAUCUUUCUGCCAGAUCUACUCUGUAGGUGACAUUCUCCUGGAGGAACAUCUUUCCUUUUCUCCGUCAGUCAUUCUUCCCCCUUCCCUGUCAGGUUCCAUCAGUGUGUGGGCUCAGGGUAAAAUCAGCCCAACAGAGCAUUUGAAGCCAAAGUGACUGAGAUGGAAAGAUCAAACUACUAUAUUUUACAUAACAUCUCCUGACAUUCAGAUUCUGCGAUUGACUCAUUUUCAUGGAAGAGAUUUUAAUGAGCUUAGCAAACAAGACAGGUAAUUUACUUUUGCAUGCACGGUGAUGGUGGUGGUGGUGGCAGUGGUGGUGGUGGUAAAGAGGGGAACAAAAUGACCUGUUUUCAAUGCAAUCUUGAAAACUGUAAUUUAGUUUCUUUUCUAAGGUGCCGUAUCAGUCUAUUACAAUUAAUUCUCGUUUUGCAUAGUCUGAUUAGUGAAAUCUCAUCAACUGUAACAUUUCUCUGUAACAUUUCUCAUUGUACUUUUCCAAGCUCGGUUGGGAGCUCAGAAAUACUUCAUUAAAUUCUGUCAUGGGGUUUUUCUGGGUGCAUUCUCAUCUACAUCCUAAAUCCAAAAGCUUUUUCUUGCUUGUUACCUUUCUUUCCUUCCUGUUUUGGAGUAACUGAAUACUCACCUAUCUGGGUUUGGGAGCCUGCUUUAUCUUCUUGGAGCAUGCCCCUACUUUACCUCUCCUCCUUCCAUCCCACGACACCCCACCCUGCAAUCUGGCCCCACUUCAAGCUUUCUUCCCCUCCUUCUCCUCCCCAGUCACCACAGUUAGUUGUGUGUUCGUAAGACGGGAUCAACUCAUCUGUAGAAUCUUCCUGCCAUAGGAAAGUGAGAAUCUUCACACUAUGCAGAUAUAAGGGUGUCAAAACAAAAAGACAAAAAACAAGGUUUCCUAUGAGUGAUAGUGGAAGUAGGCUAGGAAGCAGAUGUGAGCCUCUGGGACCACAGUUGGGCGGUCCAGGGUUCAGGGAAUCCCCCUUCUGAAAUCCCCAUGGAGUCAGAGUUCAGGAUCUUAUUGACAGUUUACUUUUGACUUUCUGUGUGAUGUCAGCCAAGUCACAUUCCCUCUCUGGGCCUAUUUUCCUGCCAGUAUAGCUAGAGGACUAGGCUACCCCACCUGUGAGAAUCCUUCCAGGUCUAACAUUCUGAGAUAUACAGCGUCAUGGUUUUAGGGGCCAUGAAGUCCAACCCCCUCACUUUACAGUUGAGGAAUGGAAACCCAGAGAUAUUAAUGACUUGUGACCCAAGGUCACUGACCCCAAAUCUAACACUCUUUCCAGUAUGACCCCACUUUGAUCCUAUGCACCCAAUGGUAGCCUCCUAAGGAAAGAAGUGUCCAGUGGCCAGCACUCCCCCGUGUAGGCAGGCAGAGAUUCAGAGUGAAUGGUACCUGCCUAGGCCUUCAGGAUGGAGGCAGAGGUGGAAGAAAGCUCUACUUUAACUUCAGUUUCAAUUCAGGGAUUCCUCAGAGCCCGCAGGGACCAUCAGUAUUGUCUGCUGCUAUGAACCCCUCCUUUUUGAGUGGGAGGAAACUGAGUGAGGAAGUAACUCUUAAUGCAUGCCAGAGCCAGGAUUUGGUACCUUGUUUGGGUUUGAUCCCCCUGGAUAAAUGCCCUUUUCUACAGGGUGACAUCCCUUUCCCUCUGAAGUAGUACUAGAUCCUAGUGCUGAAUAAAAAUUCAUGGAAAGUGCUUUAGAGGAUGCAAAUAGAUCUCUUUAAAUUCUCUCCUGGUUAGUCACUUCAAAAGAAGAGCUGUGGGGGCCCUUGGAGGCCUUGGAAGUCUGUACUCCAAUGAUAGGGCAAGCAGAUAGCAUGGAAGGGCAAUUGAAAGGGAAACCAUGCUGCCUCCCCUCAGCUAGGCUCCCUGCCUCAGUAGCCCUGGCAGCAGAAGCCCAAGCCAGAAACAGUACAGAGUAUAGCACUUUAAUUCAUGAGACCUGAAAGCUUGCUUCAACAGCAUCCUGCUCAUGGUAAUUCAUACCAAUGGUACUAGAUAUAUAAGGCAGCUAUUUCUCACUCUCCAAAGACAGCCAGGGCGAGUGUCAAGCAUCAUGGCAAGGAUUGAUCCCUUAUUGAUGAUUCUGAAAGGACCCCCUGCCUUCCACAGUGAGAGAAAAGCCAAGAGAGACAUCUCUAUGUGUGAUUAUUAUGCCAGAUGUGAGAUCAUCCUGCGCGUUAGGGGACUGAGCCAGAAAUAAUAUCUCCUGGAAUCCAUUCCAGCCCUUCGGAUGCUCACUGUCUACCAGUAGAGGGUAGGGGGAGUCCCUUUCUCUCUCUCACACUUCCUCCCUCCUCACCUCUCCAAUGUUCAUCUCAGAGCAGCCUGAAGCAGGGAUCAGAUGGGGUCUUCUUCAGGUGGGAGAAAAUGGCUGCUGGGGUGCAGGCCCCAAGGAAGAUGUCUACAACACACUCCUAGAUUUAGAUCAAGGAAGCAACCUUAGAAUUCUCAUUUUUCAGAUAAGGAGAUUUAGGCCUAGAAAAGUGGCUUGCCGUGGGGGUCACACUGACCUCUUCUGGGCCCCAGAAUGCACCAGAAUGCCCUGAAAGGGGCAAAGACCGAGAACACUGAUGCCCCUGUCUGUGCCGGUGGGGUGGAGAGGGAAAAAGGAAGGAAGGAGGGAAGGGGGUCAGGAAGGAGGAGGGCUGUCUGUAAAACUUCGCCUAGGGGCCUGGAAUCUCAGCCCUGGGACCACUUAUUAACCCACUUAGUGGUGUCCAAGGAGCAAUUCACAUUUUGGAAAGCAGCCCCAUACUGAUGGCCUCUCGUUGAGCUAUUUCCUGGCUUCUCCUUAGUGGUGAGGGGUUGGGCAGCAGGGAGCUGAUUUUAUGGGCCUGAUUCACUGGCUUGGUCUGGGAAGCAUUUGCUGCUUCCUUGCAAGGCUGGCCUAGGAUACUGAUACCCUAGCCUUCCUGGCCCCCGCUCAUGGGUGUUUUCUUAGAUGGAAGAAACCUGGCCUCUCUGGGCCCUUUUCUCCAUCUCCCAGACACCAUGCCUGGGCCCCCUUCCCGGCCAUAUCCUGAGUGAGAUGCUUAACACAUAAAGGACUGAGAAGCAGACCAUGGAAUCUGAGGCUGAAAGAAAGACCUUGGAGAUCAUUUGGUUGAUACUCUAGCUGGGUAGAGGAGGAAGUGGAGAUUGGGAGAGCAGAAGUCACUUGCCCAAGGUCACAGAGCCAGUAGGUAGCCAAGCUGGGAUUUGAACCCAGAUUCCUCCUACUCAGUAUGCAGAGACUGUCUUACUAUGCCAUAGUUAUUCACUUCCUGUCUCUUUUGUCCCCAGAGUUGACUGGACAGAAUGGACUAUUAUGCUGGAAAACCAGCUGCCCCUAGCUUGGUGAGGGGGAGCUGAAGGAAGAGGUCCCUAGGAUGAGUCCCUAACCACAAAGCCACUACAAAAGCCAUUCCAAAAGAGCAGUGGCCUCAGUGUCCUAAAGGUCUCCUACUUGCUGACUGUAUGGGCAAAUCACUUCUCUCUGGCUCUCAGCUUCUCCUGCUGUCAGAUGAGGAAAGGAGGAGAGCUUGACAAGGUCAGGAGUUCUUAACCUCUUUGGCAUCUGAUAGACCCCUUUUAUGGACCCUUUCUCAGAAUAAUGUUUGUUACCUACACUCAUAAUCCAAGAAAAUGCUAAAUUUCAAUUAGAAGCUAUUGAGAAUAAAGAUAGAAUUUUGUCCCAUCCGAGUUCACGAACCCCUCUGGAAUCUUAGGAAGAAUCCCUGGACGAGUUGACCUCUUCAGAGCCCUUUUCUGUGUUGUGUUCCAUGAGUCUCCUCUAACUUUGCAGCAAUCCUGGGGAGCAGGGGGGAGAUCAGUGACAAACACAGUGUAUAGUGUAAGUCCCUUCUGCCAGAACAGGUGCUAAUGAGGCCACCACAAAGGGCGGUGGGAAAACUGGAAGUAGGGGAAGGAGGAACUGCUUGGAAGAGAAACUUGGACAAAGAAAAAAGAUUACAGGCCCCUAGGUCUAUGGAUGGAAGAGACCCCAGAGGCCAUAAGGUCCAAGCCCUUCAUUUUACAGAAUAAGAAACUGAG
Phascolarctos cinereus (koala) is the source of this 6464-nucleotide messenger RNA. The record is from RefSeq and is a predicted model, not a curated record. NCBI's taxonomy places the organism in Eukaryota, Metazoa, Chordata, Mammalia, Diprotodontia, Phascolarctidae.